Messenger RNA from Platichthys flesus (European flounder), 4441 nucleotides. Its product is annotated as WD repeat-containing protein 20. Bases 356 to 2389 code for a protein of 677 amino acids. The record is from RefSeq and is a predicted model, not a curated record. NCBI's taxonomy places the organism in Eukaryota, Metazoa, Chordata, Actinopteri, Pleuronectiformes, Pleuronectidae. Gene Ontology annotation, molecular function: protein binding. The transcript has 4 exons.
GGCUCCAGGCUCCAGGUUCCAGGUUCCAGGCUCCAGGUUCCAGGCUCCGACCAGCAUCAUCAGCAUCAGCAGCGUCACACGUUCUUCACGCACAGUGGAUGCACGGAGCCAGAGACCCGGUGGAGGAUGAUGCUCACACCGGCUCAGAAGGGCUUCCUCUCCGGGAUCAUUAAGCAGGCAGCAGCGGUGCGGUCGCUGGUUCUGGUGUAAGAUGCACGGGGUCGAACCGGGAGUGCUGGUCGGCCUAGCUCAGCUCGGCUCGCCUCGCCUCUUUCUAUUCUAGUAUUUCUUUAUUGCAUCGAUAUUAUUUCCAGGUCAGAACCUUGGUUUCCUGUGCGGCUUGUCUGCACUAAAGAUGGCCGGAGAUGGCGGCGCUCUGAAGGAUCUGAAUGAGAUUAAAUCCCAGUUCCGGACCCGGGAGGGUUUCUACAAGCUGCUCACCCUCUCGGACUCGCAGCAGCGGGGCGGGCUGCCGCGGGGUCCGGCCGCUGGAGGCACGCUGGGCCCCGGGCCUGGACCCGGUCCGUUACCGGGCGGAGGGGUCGGGCUGCUGCAGGGGCCCGGGGCUGCCGCCGCCGCCUCCUCUUCCUCCAACGCCGCAGCCAACUCCUCUCCGGCGGGCUUCCUGCCGCCGGUCCGGGUCUCCAUGGUGAAGCUGCAGCCCGAGGACCCGGGCGAGGAGUCGGAGAGAGUGUGCUUCAACAUCGGCCGGGAGCUGUACUUCUACACCUACACCAACAUCAAGAAGGCUGUAGACCUCAGUAAGCCAAUAGACAAGAGGAUCUACAAGGGGACCCAGCCAACGUGUCACGACUUCAACCAGUACUCGGCCACAGCAGAGAGUGUGGCUCUCAUCGUGGGGUUCUCAGCCGGACAAGUCCAGUAUCUCGACCCCAUUAAGAAGGAAACCAGUAAACUCUUCAAUGAGGAGAGGUUGAUAGACAAAUCCAAGGUGACGUGUCUAAAAUGGCUUCCCAAGUCAGAGAACCUGUUCCUGGCCUCCCAUGCCAGUGGCCACCUCUACCUCUACAACGUGGACCACCCAUGCGGCACCACAGCCCCACAGUACUCUCUGCUGCGGCAGGGAGAAGGCUUCGCCGUCUACGCCUGCAAAACCAAGACGCCGCGCAACCCGCUGUUGCGAUGGGCCGUGGGUGAAGGGGGCCUCAAUGAGUUUGCCUUCUCCCCGGAUGGCGUCCAUGUGGCGUGUGUGGGCCAGGACGGCUGCCUGCGCGUCUUCCACUUUGACUCGAUGGAGCUGCAGGGGGUGAUGAAGAGUUACUUUGGGGGGCUGCUGUGCGUGUCGUGGAGUCCAGAUGGGAAAUACCUUGCCACCGGCGGUGAGGACGACCUGGUUACCGUCUGGUCGUUUGCAGAAAGCCGUGUGGUAGCAAGGGGGCACGGCCACAAGUCUUGGGUGAAUGUGGUGGCUUUCGACCCCUUCACGACCUCCCUGGAAGAUGAUGAGCCGAUGGAGCUUAGCGGCAGUGAGGAGGACCUCCACCAGGGGGCGCCGAACAACACCAUGCACUUCGGCCGGGUCCGAACAAGCAGCACGCUGUCGCGUCUUUCUCGGCACAGCUCUAAAGGCGGAGGUACGCCGUCGGUCACGUACCGGUUUGGCUCAGUGGGGCAGGACACCCAGUUCUGUCUGUGGGACCUGACGGAUGACGUGUUGUACCCACGCUUACCGCUGUCCCGCGCCUUCACGAACACUUUCGGACCCUCGCUAUCCAACUCUGGCAGCGUGGUGGUCAACAGCACCUCAGGUGGGGGAGGGAGUGGGGGGGUUGAGGGGCACCAUCACCCACCUAACACCAACACUGGCACAGCCAACCCGCCAACACUCCCCUUACCGCUCCCCCGCUCCCUCUCACGCUCCAACUCUCUGCCCCACCCCGCCGUGGCAAACACCUCCAAAGGCCAGGGGGCCUCGGAGGGCAGUGGGGCAGGUGGAGGAGGGGGAGGGAGCAGCGGCGGAGGAAACAUCACCCCGUUCAGUAUCGGCCGCUUUGCCACGCUGUCGCUCCAUGAGCGCAAGUCGGACAAGUCAGGGGGCAGCGGGGGGGUGGAGAAGGAGCACAAGCGUUACCACAGCCUGGGCAACAUUAGCAAAAGCAACGACAAGAUCAACGUGGCGCCGAGAAGCAAUCGUCUGGACGCUGCUAAGGUCCUGGGCACCACGCUGUGCCCACGCAUGCACGAGGUGCCGCUGCUGGAGCCGCUGGUGUGCAAGAAGAUCGCCCACGAGAGGCUGACGGUCCUGGUGUUCAUGGACGACUGCAUCAUCACCGCCUGCCAAGAGGGUCUCAUCUGCACCUGGGCCCGGCCGGGGAAGGCGAACCUGACAGCACAGAACGGGAACUCUCCGAGCGGCACCGUGGUAUAGCCGGAGGAGAAGCUUUGCACUCAUCCCUCCCUCCACCUCCUCCCUCGUUCUCAGCCUUCUUCUUUUCUAUCCUACGCUUCUCUCCAUUCCUCCUCCAACAUGUCAGACCGUGCCCGACACACGCUGAUAACAAUAAUAACUUCAUUUAUACAGCAGAUUUCAAAAGACAAAUCAUUUAAAAUCAUAAAUCAUAUGGGAGUAAAACCAAUAUCGUUAUAUCAGCCAGUAUAUAUAUCAAAAACAAAUUGGCAGUGAUUCCUAAGAGGUCAUAAUCAAGUCAUGACAAAUAAAUAAACGUUAUUAUAAACAACUUUAAAUAAAGAAUACACAAAUCCAACCAAUGUAGAACUUCUAGUAAGAAAAUAAACAUUGCAAAAUUCUUUAAUUUAUUUCCAUAAAACACAAUUAUAAAUGCACAUCUUUUCUGCUUCGUUAAUUCUAUAAAAUAAAAGAUUUCAUUGGUCGGGCUCAGUUUCCUGAUAACUUCACUCUCACAGUUGCGGUUUGUUGGGAAAUUCUUCUGAGAGCAGAUAAACAAGAACCAAUGACAAAUACUAAUAUAGAGCGUCCGCUAGUGAGCAGUUAGCUUCGCUCAGUGUUUGUUCUGGUGGCCAACAGUGGACAUGUACACAACAUGGACACAAGUGUGUUGACACCAGUGAAGAACAAUGUGAACACAUUCACACACGUUUGGCUGUAGAAUGUAUUUAAGAUACAGAGAUUGACUGUCACUCAUACCAAAUCUGUGUUAGCAAAUAUAACACUAUUUAAAAAAGCUAAAAUAUAUUUAGUUAGAUCAGUUGCAUCCGCCAGAUUUGAAGGAUUUUAAUAAACGUCUAAAUACCAGAAACACAUAUUUUGGCGCGAUGGAACUUUUGAUUUCAUAGUGCAGCAUUUAUUCCUUAACAUUUGUAGUAAGAAAUCCUGAUGUUUUAUGAGCAGGAAACACUGAUCUGUCCUCACGGAGAGUUUCCAAACUCACGCCACAGUGGGAAGGAAGUUUUUCCCCUCUUCCAUCACCUCCCUCCUCCCUGUUGCUCUGCAGAAAGACUGCAUCCAACAAACCGACCCUCCUCUCAGUUUGUAACCCUGAAGGAACGAGGAGCAAAGUCUUCUUCUGGUCUACAGCCUCUGGUGUUCAGCCUCUGGUCUACAGCCUCUGGUCUUCAACCUCUUUUCUUCAGCCCCGGUUCUUCAGCCCCCGUUCUUCAGCCUCUGGUCUUCAGCCUCUGGUCUUCAGCCUCGUCCCAUCCCCCCCUUUUCUCCUUAAUGCAAAAGCCACUGCAAAAGCCACGGCCAUUGUAUUUAAGUUAUUUAUUUUAUCACAAGACUGUGUAGUAAUUUAUACUGUAAAUACUGAAAAUACUCUAUAAAUACAAAAAGGACAAACGCGUAUGGAAAUAAGGACUUGACAACGAGUAAGUGAAGAAAAAGCCGUGAAGAUGAAGAAUAUUGAUAUAUGAAGAUCCUUCUAUUGUAUAUAAAAAACACAGUUAAAAGUUGAAUGUCUGCUGUUUAAGGGAACUUGAAGAUGUCAAUGUGUUUUUAUUUCGUGUGAGAGAGUUUCUCCAGUUCGUCCCUGAAAGUGAGAAGGUUUAAAUCCGUGGAUGGAGACGAGGGUACUUUGGGUUCAGGAUCCUCAGAGCGGUGGCUCGCUCCACGUCUCCGCUCCCCGUCCAAAAACAUUCUGCUGACAAACAUCAUGUGGACAAACAGCAUCAAGGCUCACGAUCAAACACACACUGUUGCACAUUCCGAACAUGAAAAGGCUUACACGUACUAUACAUGCACCCACACAACAAACUAACACAAACCCACCACUGGUGUAGCAUCAUAUGCAGUUUACUGUGUCUUGGGCACUGUGUCCAUUCCUGUUGCACCUGAAUUGCCUCUUGCAAGAAUUUGCACAUACAAUAAAUCCACAGUACAUCCUGAGUUGUCAUUGCUGACGUAGGGUUUUUAUUUUCUUGAUCGAUCUAAGCUCAACAUGUUUGAACAGAGGAUUUAAUACGUGUGCAUCUGUACCAACAUCUAGAUUUAUUCCCUUUGACG